AGUCUGUCCAAAAAAAAGAGAUGAAAUCUGUGGCGUUUGUUGCCGUAUUUCUCGUAAUUCAGAGAGGUCAGUGAGUAUACCAUUCAAUAAUUCUCUUUGUUACUAAUGAAAAACAAUUUAAAAACCCCUCAAUGAUUUUUACAACGAUCUAGUUGCUUUCAAACUACAUAAACAGCCUCGUCGAUGUAGCAAGUUCUCUUUUUUUGCUAUACUUUGAGAUACUUUAAACGUAGCUUACGGUUGACAAACUUAGCAAGGUUUUUACCCUUGCUGUAAUCUGCGAAUAAUCUGCCAGUAGUGCUUUUUCCUUGUGAUUCAAAAUUUGAGAAUUGAUCCAAUGUAUAAUAAAAUGUCGGCUAUAACUUUUCACUCUCUAAAGAUUAAAUUUUCGCAAAUCGAGCAUCAGAUCAAAUAAAAAACUAAUGCUUGUAAAAAGCCAUUUCCUGCUUUGUUCAUCAACUGGUUGUUUAGUAGUCGGUUGCGUGCAAAUUUUCAGUUGUUAUCUCACCGUGAGGGCGCAUUGAUGAUUACAUUUAAGAAAUUUCUUACAUCUGAGACAUUUCACACCAAAGUACGCGUAGUUCUUUUUCUCCAAGAAAGCCUGUGUCAUUAACUGAAUGACAAAAAUUUUCACUUCAUAUUUCAAUUUCAUCCUGUUCCGAUGAAGAUUCAAACGUGCGAUUAUGUUCAUUUAGUCUUGUAUUCAAUGAACACGCUUUAUAAACGUUACUGCUUGACUUGAUCACACCAUUACAAUCAUUCGAUUUUAUGUCGAUGUUCGAUUAAAAUCUUGUUGCUGCAAAUGCCUUAUGAGCCGUUUUUUGUCUGUUAUUUACAGCCUCUGCCCUCAGAUGUUAUGACUGCAAGCCUGGCAACAACAGCGCUGCUGGUUCAGCAAUCAUCUGCAGCAAACCAGUUCAGACUGUGGAAUGCAGUUCAGACUUUGAUUCUUGUUCGAUCCUAAAAGUUACUAGUGAUGAAUUAGACAUGUAUUACCUCGAUUGCUUCUUGAAAUCGUUUUGCAGUGAAGCGCAAAAGAACCUCUGUGAAGUAAGCACUCAAGGUCUCCAUGGUGCUAGUUGUGAUAUGUCAUGCUGUGAAACUGAUUUGUGCAACAAACCCAAAGAUUCCUCGACCUCAGGUACAUUGAGCCGUGUUCCAGCGAGUGCCGCCAUAUUUGUGAUUCUGAGUGUAAUAGCAAUGGUACUCGUGGACAUGAUUUGAAACAUUUUGUUAAAUAUUAGCUCAAAGAAAAGAAAAACUAACACUACUUGCUAGUGAUUGCCGAUUUCACAAUGAUUAAAGACGCUGCGACUUUCCUUAAGAUAAACUAUGUAAUCAUUAGUGAAAUAAAAUUAUGGAUUCGAACUCCC
Molecule: messenger RNA, 1373 nt
Organism: Pocillopora meandrina
Lineage: Eukaryota; Metazoa; Cnidaria; Anthozoa; Scleractinia; Pocilloporidae
Source: the annotation of a GenBank genome assembly